Molecule: messenger RNA, 1020 nt
Organism: Clonostachys solani
Lineage: Eukaryota; Fungi; Ascomycota; Sordariomycetes; Hypocreales; Bionectriaceae
Source: the annotation of a GenBank genome assembly
AUGGACAUCCUUCAAGCGUGCGAAGAUCUUGCUAAUAACAUCGCCUCAUUUAAUGCCUCCGAAUGCUCCGACGCUGAGAUUCCUAAGGAGCAAAUACAGCGAUGGCAGCAUCUCUUUGGUUUUACAGAAGAGGAAGCCAUCAAGGAACUCCGCAGCUGGAGGGCCGACUUUGGACGCACUUCCAUCCCCCUCUUGGCUUGGCAGGAGAUCGACCAGGAGAAGAAAAGUCUGGGGUACAAUAAGGAAGCGUAUGAAUAUAGCUUGUCUUCCCGAUGGCUAUCCCGCCAAGCCAAGGCACAGAACCAUUCUUCUUCUUCUUCCAACACUCACACACAGAGUAUAUACCUCGUGAAGCUAGAAGGCAGCGUUCCCGACGCCGCCGCUCUUCAGCGUCUUGCAGGGCUCCCGAUCCUCCCGGAAAUCAAAACGGGCUAUGGAGAUACGACCGAAUUAUUCGCCGUCGUUAACGGGAAGGACAAAGAGAAACUCCUCGCAAACCUACCAAUGGGCAGCUCAACAACCAUUAUCUCCAUCUCGAGGGCCUGCAAGGAUCUAUCCCGCCAAUCAGCUUAUCCAACUUUGGGCCUGGACACCACUUUACCACAAAAUAGACCUUCUUCUCCCAUCCCUACUCACCAAACCCCCCAGCCAGCUAACGAAGACUACCCCGUGUGGUAUUUCUUCUACGGCACCUUAGCAGAUGGAGAUCGUUUAGGCCGACUGCUAGGUCCCAAUCACCCUGUCUCCCUCACACCAGCAUGGACUACAGGUGGGCGCCUUGGGACGUGGGCAGGUAAAUACAAAGCCCUUGUGGACGACUUUGGCGGAGGAAAGGUUCAUGGACAUGGGUUCUUAGUACAGGACAAAGAGGCAGAGGAUGCCCUUCGAUACUACGAAACGGGCGCGUACGAGGUGGUGAGAUGUGAUAUUUACCUAGAGACCCCCGAAGGUGGGAAUAUGAUCAAAGGUCUGACUUUUCGGUACAUCGGUGGCAACCUGGAAGAAGAAUGGGCUCUAUGA